This is a messenger RNA of Corticium candelabrum, 915 nucleotides long. Its product is annotated as carbohydrate sulfotransferase 9-like. Gene Ontology annotation, biological process: carbohydrate biosynthetic process. The record is from RefSeq and is a predicted model, not a curated record. The transcript has 2 exons. Gene Ontology annotation, molecular function: sulfotransferase activity. Bases 1 to 915 code for a protein of 304 amino acids. Gene Ontology annotation, cellular component: membrane. NCBI's taxonomy places the organism in Eukaryota, Metazoa, Porifera, Homoscleromorpha, Homosclerophorida, Plakinidae.
AUGGAGAGACCUCGUUUUCGUGCCCCGACGGUCUAUCUCACUUCAUUCAGAGACGAAACAACUAACAGUCUGUUAGCAGAGUUGCAAGAAUCUCGAAAACAUUUUGCACGUGUGAGAGCCUUCAUCGGCGACAGAUGCAAGAGAUUCCGGCAGCCUCUUUCCAAGAAAGAACUUUAUCAUUUGUACAAACGUGUCAUCGUAGACGACAAUCACAAAGCUAUCUACUGUCCCGUCUGGAAGUCAGGUUCGACUUCUUGGAGAGCAGUCAUGCAUGUACUGAAAGGCUCGUUCGAGAGUAUCGAAGAUGCCGUCAAAUCAGUUCAUUUUCUCGAUGGACUGACAGUAUUGCAAUCGUACAAGAACAGAUCAGAAAUCGAAUACAAACUUAGAACAUACAAAAAGUUUAUGGCUUACAGAGAGCCAAUCAAUCGUUUCGCAGCAGACUAUUUGAUGUUGCGAAAGAGAAAGGAAGGUCACGACCGACAAAGUCGUCAAAUAGUAGAGUACGCUGACUCCGUGAGAGGACGUAGCGAUCCCAAACAUCCGUGGCAAAACAUGAGCAUCUGGGACUUUGCCACGUUUGUGUCUCGUUUCGGUAACGACACGACGAAAACAAUUAAUUUAAACUUUCAGUGGCGACCACAAGCUUUGGCGUGUUAUCCGUGUCACAUUAGCUACGAUUAUUAUAUUGAUAUGGAGAGUUCAACCGUUGACAGAGACAGUCGCUACCUCUUGAAAAUGAUAGGCGCACCGCAUUGGCUAAAGAUGCCUCACUUCAAUCCUACCACUAAAGACAAAACUCCGUAUUUAUCUCAACUUUCUGAGCCGUUAUUCAAUAGUCUUGUGUCCGUUUACUACAACGACUACGAGAUUUUUGGUUAUGAGAAACCAGAACUGAGUAGAAUGAAACCCUAA